Molecule: messenger RNA, 1240 nt
Organism: Olea europaea var. sylvestris
Lineage: Eukaryota; Viridiplantae; Streptophyta; Magnoliopsida; Lamiales; Oleaceae
Product: pentatricopeptide repeat-containing protein At1g62350-like
Exons: 3
Coding region: 125-859 (244 amino acids)
Biological process (GO): Group II intron splicing; chloroplast organization
Molecular function (GO): RNA binding; protein binding
Source: RefSeq, a predicted model, not a curated record
UUUAAUUCGGAAGGGCUGAGAUCCGAAGAUCUCCCCGGUCCUCAGCCCCUACAAAAGUGGGAAAAAAAUCAAAAUAACAGGAUUUUUGUGUGCGUCUCUCUCUCUCUCUCAAUUUUGAGGUGUAAUGGGUACCUUCAAACUUGAGCCUUCUCAUAUGGGUAUUCGCCAAAACCUCCAAAUUUCCGCAACCAAUUUCACUCCACGAACACUAAGAAUCAGCUGCGGCCUAAGAAGUGGGCCCAGGAAACCGAUGUGGAGAACAAGAGUGCUUUCCACAGAGGCAAUUCAAGCUGUACAGUCACUAAAAUUGGCACAAAAAUCCCCAUCCAGAUUAGAGCAAGUUUUCAGCAAUAAACUCAGUAGGCUUUUGAAAGCUGAUUUAUUAGAUGUGUUGGCUGAGUUACAAAGGCAGAAUGAAUCGGAUUUAGCCCUCAAGGUGUUUAACUUUGUGAGGAAGGAACUAUGGUACGAACCGGAUCUGACUUUAUUCAACGACAUGUUAAUGAUGGUGGGGAGGAAUAAAAUGAUUGAGAUUGCUGAACAACUUCUUCUAGAAUUAAGAAAUGAAAGCUUAGAACCAGACGCUAGGUCCUAUACUGAGAUGAUUGGAGCCUAUUUUAAAGUUGAAAUGGUAAAGAAGGCAAUGGAUACAUACGAGCUGAUGAAGGCUUCAGGUUGUGCCCCAGAUAAGUUAACCUUGACGAUUUUGAUAAGGAAUCUUGAAAAGGCUGGUGAGGGGGCACUUGCAGCGGUAUUGAAGAAGGAAUGUACUGAAUAUGUUGAAUAUCCCGAGAAAUUCCUUGAAGAAGUUGAAAGGACGCACUUUUCCUUUUUUACAGCCGAAGAGAAGGUCACUUAGACUUGUUUGACGAUAUCUAGCACGUCUGCCAUCGGAUACAAGAGCUUUUCUUUGGAGCCGAACCAAUUUGUCCCCGAAAGCAGGCAUCUACAAGAAACUUGAUGAUUUACUUAUAUUGGUUCCCAAAUAUUGAGCUCCAAGCAUCUCAAACUCGAGGUAUCUUGUAGAUCAGAUCGUUAGUUGAAUGAAACUAUUUUCCUUUGUCAGUAUAUUUUAAAGGAAUUUGUCAUCUUGCAAGCUAUUGGUAUUGGUGUUUCGCUACAAUUAUAAGUUCCAAGGAAUGCCUGAAAUACCUUAGUACAUUAAGAACCCAAGUGUCUGAUGGGAUAUUCGGUUGGCCUCUUAUAAAAUUUUGUAUAUAUUAUCAUACAUUCGGUGAGA